This is a messenger RNA of Ylistrum balloti, 1068 nucleotides long. Its product is annotated as beta-methylmalyl-CoA dehydratase-like. The record is from RefSeq and is a predicted model, not a curated record. Gene Ontology annotation, molecular function: lyase activity. The transcript has a single exon. Lineage: Eukaryota; Metazoa; Mollusca; Bivalvia; Pectinida; Pectinidae. Bases 1 to 1068 code for a protein of 355 amino acids.
AUGGAUGUUAUUCGUAAACAAACAGGUCAUUUUUUAGAAGAUUUUACUCCAGGACAGUUAUUUCGCCAUAAACGAGGCAAAACGAUAACUGCUGGUUUAUUUAAUGACUUUACCGAUUUCUCUUUUACAACAAACCCAUUAUCCAAAAAUAAUACCUAUGCGACUUUAUAUGGAUUUAAAAGUCUUGUUUGUCCUCCUGGCUUGGUGAUGAAUGUUGUUUUUAGUCAGACCGUAGAAGAUAUUAGUGAAAAUGCUCGCGCGAAUCUGGGCUAUAAAGAUAUGUGUUUUGGUGCGCCCCUGUAUAUUGGAGACACGAUUGAGGUAGAAACAAAAAUCCUCGAAAUUAUUCCUAGUAGUAAAAAUGAUGACCGUGGUGUUGUUACAGUACAAAGUACAGGUCGUAAUCAGCAUGGCAACGUUGUCUUAACUUUUCAGCGCUCUGUUCAAAUUUGGAAACGUGAUUCUAAAAAGAUAGUAGAACAUCAAAAGUUGGAUCAUGCGGAUCUUGUCGAAGCGAAACCAGUACUACCAGACUAUGACCAUAAUAAACGUUAUUCUGACAAAGCUUAUCUAACAACAUCUGAUAGCUAUUUUGAAGAUUUUAAACCAGGGACACUCCUUGAACAUAGUCGUGGACGUGUUGUUACAGAUGAACAUAUUGCCUUAACAGGUAAACUAGAUAAUACGAGCCAAGUUCACUGCAAUCAGUAUCUAAUUGAUGCAAACCCUGGAAAAUAUUUAGGUGGUAAGUUGCUUGUUUAUGGUGGUAUUCCUUUUAAUCUCUGCUUGGGAUUAAGCUGUGCAGAUAUUGGCGAAAAUGCACUUUCCGAUGUAUGUUACGCUUCUGGUAAACAUACUGCACCCAUUUUUGUUGGCGAUACUGUUUUCUGCAGCACUGAGAUUAAAACGGCUGCCCCUUAUCCGGAACGUGAAGACUUAGGCCUACUAACUACUGUAUUACGGGGUUAUAAAAUGCAGCGUCAAGAAGACGAUGGUUCUUGGCAACGGAUACAAAUUUUUGAGUUGGAACGUCAAUUAGCUAUUAAGCGUCGUAGCCAUUACGCAUAG